AUGUCCUCCUUUGAUGUGGAGGGACAAAAUUGGACAUCUGCUGAAGAAUUCAUCUUUUCUGCUUUCCCUCAUGACUGGGGAGAUUCUAUCAUCUGUUUUGUUCCAUUACUCUUUGUUUACAUCUUCAUCAUUGUUGGAAACUUGAUCAUUGUUAUAGUGGUCCAAAUAGAGCCCCACCUCCAUACUCCCAUGUAUUUCUUUAUUAGUUCCCUCUCUUUCCUGGAGCUUUGGUACACCACAUCCACUAUUCCGCUCAUGCUUUCCAAUCUACUUAGUGAGAAAAAGAGUAUAUCCUUGAAUGGUUGCAUGGUCCAGUUGUAUUUUUUCCAUUCUACAGGUAUAAGUGAAGUGUGCCUUUUGACAGCCAUGGCCUUUGAUCGCUUUUUGGCUAUUUGCAGACCACUUCAUUAUCCAACCAUCAUGACUCCAAGACUAUGUGUGCAGUUGACCAUGGUCUGCUGUGUCUGUGGCUUCAUCACACCCUUGCCUGAGGUUGUGUGGAUCUCGAGACUGCCAUUCUGUGGCUCCACUUAUCUGGAACAUGUCUUCUGUGACUUCCUCCCACUCCUGCAUCUGGCCUGCACAGACACCCGAGCCAUAAUCAUGAUUCAGGUUGUCGAUGUGGUCCAUGCUGCAGAGAUUGUCACAGCUGUGUUCCUCAUCCUCCUCUCUUAUGCUGGCAUUUUGGCUGUGAUCUUGCGCAUCCGUUCAGCUGAGGGUCGUAGAAAAGCCUUCUCCACCUGUGCCUCCCACCUCAUGGUCUUUGUGUUGUUCUUUGGCAGUGUGGCACUCAUGUACUUACGUUUCUCUGCCACAUAUUCCUUAUUCUGGGACACAGUGAUUGCCCUGUCAUUCACUGUUUUGUCUCCAUUUUUUAACCCCAUUAUCUAUAGCUUGAGGAAUAAAGAGAUUAAAGAAGCUGUGAAAACAUAUGAGUCAUCCAAGGAUAUUUUCCUGUAA
Molecule: messenger RNA, 960 nt
Organism: Sarcophilus harrisii (Tasmanian devil)
Lineage: Eukaryota; Metazoa; Chordata; Mammalia; Dasyuromorphia; Dasyuridae
Product: olfactory receptor 6K2-like
Biological process (GO): G protein-coupled receptor signaling pathway
Cellular component (GO): membrane
Molecular function (GO): G protein-coupled receptor activity; olfactory receptor activity
Source: RefSeq, a predicted model, not a curated record